Molecule: messenger RNA, 2829 nt
Organism: Funneliformis mosseae
Lineage: Eukaryota; Fungi; Glomeromycota; Glomeromycetes; Glomerales; Glomeraceae
Source: the annotation of a GenBank genome assembly
AUGUCAAGAAUAGCGCCAAACCCUGAACAAUUUUCUGAGGAUCCUCCACACGUUACUUUCCUUCUUCCUACGAAAAAUCCACCUUCUUCAUCUUCAAGUAGGACUCCUUCAGUAAUUUCUGUUGCCUCUAUUAAUUUUACUUUGAAACAGCCACGUUAUCAUACUCUAUACCAACCUUCAUGGCGUGAACAGUUGGCCGUUGAACUUGACAACUCUGCCAUUGGUAGUAUAUGGAAAUUGGUUGACGCUUUCCUCAAUAUAUUAUUAUGUGGUAUUUACAUUGCAAACACGAACGAUAUGAAGGGAACCUUGCCAUGGUUUAACGUGUGGUUAGAAGUCUUAGUGUCGAUUAUCUUAUUAAUGGAAUAUAUUCCAAAGUUUUAUAUCUAUGAAUUAAAUUCUUGGCGUUCCUUGUUUACCAGUCCUACACCGAUUCUUACACUUUUAACUGUAUACCCUGUGACUAUCAUAUUUCUUGUAUUAACUGGGUCUUCUUUAUUACACGGCGUGGAAUAUGUUUAUAUGGGCGAGAAACUUACUUUCUUAGAUGCUGUGUUUUUCACGACUAUUAUGUUGGGCACCGUCGGAUACCUUAGCGAUAUAGUACCUGAUAAUGCAUUUCCCAGAAUUCUUUUAUUAGCCAUUUUUACGACUGGCUUAAUAUUUAUUCCGAUUUCACAGCAACCACAUGUUAUUAUUAUUGCACCAACUUUAGAAUUACCUUCUUUAAGGCACUUUUUAAAAGAGUUUUAUUCGUUGGCGCAUGGCCCUGCUACGGUUAACACUAAGGUGGUGAUAUUAAAUCCUAUGGAUCCUACAGAUCGCGUGAGGACAUUCCUUUCUGAUCCCGUCUUCGCACAUCGUGUACAAUACAUUCGUGGGAGUUCACUUGAGGCGCGUAGUCUUGAAAAGGCUAAUGCAAAACACGCGUCUGCCUAUUUUAUUUUAGCCAAAAAAUAUACUCAACAAAGUGAAAUUAUAGAUGCGGAGAAUGUAUUGAAAGCGAUCGCAUUGAGAAAAUUCGAUCAGGGACCAAAACUUUAUAUUCAAUGCAUUUUGCCAGAGAAUAAAGUUCAUUUUGAGAGUUUAAAUCCCGAACAAAUAAUAUGCACUGACGAGUUAAAACUUGCUAUUCUUGCACAUUCAUGUCUUACUCCUGGUUUUUCGACUCUUUUGUAUGGAUUAACUACUUCAUUUACAUUUGAAACUGCCCACGAGUUAAGAGCUAGAUCAAAGAAAAUGAAAGGUUCGGAUUGUAUUGACACUGACACUAUUGAAGAUUAUAUUACUGGGCUUUCGCAAUCGAUAUAUACGACCACUUUAUCCGAAUUUUUCUCAGGAAAAACGUUCCUUGCUGUUGCCGAGCGGCUUUAUGAUAGUUUAGGUGUAGUUUUGUUUGCUAUUGGGAUUCCAAAACAACGUUCAAUUAGCAGAUAUACAAACAAUUGGAUUUAUGGUCAACAUGAGGAAUUAGGGGGGGAGGAUUCUAAAAAUUACAUGGUCUUAAUAAAUCCUGGGGAUUAUGUUGUGAAAGGUGAUGAGAUUGGAUUCGUCAUUGCAUUAGAUGGUUCUAUAGCAGAUGGUGUUUCGUCUUAUAAGGGUCAUAAUGGAAAUCCAAGGAGUACUGUUAUAUCACCUGAAAGACAUGGGCAAGUCCCACCAGAAAGACAACCAUUAUUAUCUGCUGAUGGAUUGAAAAACAAUUCGGGCGGAGGAUAUUUUGAUCUAAAGAAAAAAGCAGGUCCAGCAACAACACCUGAUGGACAGCAUGAGUAUCCACAUAGACCUGAUUCCUCAGUUGCACGUCGUCAUCGUGCACUGUCAACACCUCUUGCUUUAAACGAUGAACAUCAAGCUCGUCAUCACCCUUCACAUCAUCACACCAUCGAUCCUAUUUCAUCUGGUGCCUCUCUAGCACACGAUGUUGAACAUCCAAACUCUAUUAUUGAUGUUAUCACCGGUCAUAUUAUUUUGUGCGAUUAUUCACAAACCAUAUUUCCACGUAACCUUGAUUGUUUCGUUAGUCCGUUACGGAAGUCUUACUUAGAGAAAAUAACUCCUAUAAUCAUUUUAUCAUUGGUAAGGCCAAGUCAAAGUCAAUGGAAAAUUCUAAGUCAAUUUGAUCAAGUUUAUUUUGUGCAAGGAAAUCCAAUGACAAGAGAAGGUUUAGAACUUGGAAGAGUGAAACACGCUAAACAAGCUGUCAUUUUAACAGAUUCCACCCGAAUUUUAAGGCAUACAUUUUACUUAUUUGCGAAUGGAGAAAGAACAGAAGACGCAUCAGCAAUGUUAGUCUAUUUGAAUAUUAAGGCUAUGUGUAAUGCAGACAUUGAUGUGUUUGUAGAAUUUGUUCAUAUGGAUAAUAUGAAAUUUAUGUCUGAGGACGCAUCGGCUAUUGAUAAGAAUAUGCAAGCACAUCAUUCACCGGCUUUUAUGGCUGGUACAUGCUUUACUUUAUCUAUGUUGGAUAGUAUAAUUUGUCAAUCAUUUUAUCAACCACACCUCGUAGCGAUAAUCCAUCAGUUACUUUUUGGCGCACCUCCAUUGCACUUACCUUCUGGGGCUACAUGUCCCGCGCCUGCUCAUUCACAUUUUUUUCAAAUCCCUAUUCCACAGGCAUAUAUUGGAUUUCAAUAUGGUGCAUUAUUUAAAUAUUUUUUGGAAGAAAAAAAGGUUAUACCUUUAGGAUUGUAUCGAACUAGGAAAAUGAAAACUUCCGAUGAUAAUAUAAAAUCAACUAAAUAUGUUUAUACCUGCCCUAGGUAUAAUGUAUAUUUAAGAGAUGAUGAUAAGGUUUUCGUAUUAAGCAAAAGAAUGCCUGUUUGUUAA